This is a messenger RNA of Pseudophryne corroboree (corroboree frog), 2665 nucleotides long. It is a transcript of the gene AP1M2, whose product is annotated as adaptor related protein complex 1 subunit mu 2. Gene Ontology annotation, cellular component: clathrin adaptor complex; clathrin-coated vesicle. Gene Ontology annotation, biological process: intracellular protein transport; vesicle-mediated transport. Lineage: Eukaryota; Metazoa; Chordata; Amphibia; Anura; Myobatrachidae. The transcript has 12 exons. Bases 334 to 1605 code for a protein of 423 amino acids. The record is from RefSeq and is a predicted model, not a curated record. Gene Ontology annotation, molecular function: clathrin-cargo adaptor activity.
ACUGCUGAGCUGAGGAACCAGAAGUGUCACUUGCCUGUGACUCUACAGCUGACUCCCACAUUUAAAGGGCCAGUCAGUGUGAGUGAAGGAUCCCUGGCCCAGCAGGGAAUGCUGCACCCCCGCAGCCCUCGGGAGGACUGUGUGUCUUUAAGAGAGGACAACACCUGGCUGUACCUGUGCUGCUGACGUCAUACAGGUGCAGACAGGAAGGAGGAAGAGGAAGAGUCCAGCAGCAGCCAUACAUGACCUGGCAGGGUGACCAGAAUAACUAUUACACCUCCUCCUGCCCUAUAAUAGCCCUAUCUCCCUCUGUGUAACUUUGCAACCAGCACCAUGUCCGCCUCUGCUGUCUUCUUCCUGGACUUGAAGGGGAAGCCCCUCAUUAGCCGCAAUUACAAGGGAGACCUUAAUAUGAUGGAGAUCGACCACUUUAUGCCACUGUUGGUCCAAAGAGAAGAGGAGGGGAACCUGACACCACUACUCACUCAUGGCAAAGUCCAUUUCUUAUGGAUCAAACACAGCAAUCUCUACUUGGUGGCCUUAACCAAUAAGAAUGCAAAUGCCGCCCUGGUGUACUCUUUCCUGUACAAAGUGGUGGAGGUGUUCACCGAGUACUUCAAGGAGCUGGAAGAAGAGAGCAUACGGGACAACUUUGUCAUCGUGUACGAGCUGCUGGAUGAGGUCAUGGAUUUUGGGUUCCCCCAGACAACGGAAAGCAAAAUUCUACAGGAGUACAUCACACAGCAAAGUAACAAGCUGGAGACGGCCAAGUCUCGUGUCCCCACCACAGUGACAAAUGCGGUGUCCUGGCGGUCCGAGGGGCUGAAAUACAAGAAGAAUGAGGUCUUUAUAGAUGUCAUAGAGUCUGUUAACUUGCUGGUGAACAUUAAUGGCAGCGUCCUCCUAAGUGAGAUAGUGGGAAGUGUGAAACUGAAAGUCUUCCUCACCGGGAUGCCGGAGUUACGCCUUGGACUGAAUGACAGAGUCCUAUUCGAGCUAACAGGACGAAACAAGAAUAAGACGGUGGAACUUGAAGACGUGAAAUUUCACCAGUGCGUCCGUCUCUCCCGCUUUGAGAAUGACCGCACCAUCUCCUUCAUACCACCAGAUGGGGACUUUGAGCUGAUGUCUUACCGGCUGAAUACGCAGGUUAAACCUUUAAUUUGGAUUGAAUCAGUGAUUGAGAAAUUUAGUCAUAGUCGACUGGAGAUCAUGGUCAAGGCAAAGGGUCAGUUUAAGAAACAAUCUGUUGCGAAUAAUGUGGAGAUUUCCGUUCCCGUUCCAAGCGACGCCGAUUCUCCAAAAUUUAAAACCAGUGUGGGUAAUGCAAAAUACGUCCCGGAGAAGAACGUGGUCAUCUGGUCUAUCAAAUCCUUUCCGGGGGGUAAGGAGUACCUAAUGAGAGCCCACUUCGGAUUGCCCAGUGUGGAGACAGAAGAGUUGGAAGGAAAACCUCCAAUUAGUGUCAAGUUUGAAAUCCCUUACUUCACAGUUUCUGGAAUUCAAGUUCGAUACAUGAAAAUAAUUGAAAAGAGCGGUUAUCAGGCACUUCCGUGGGUUAGAUAUAUAACUCAGAGUGGAGAUUACCAGCUGCGCACAAACUGAUGCAACACUUGCACCUAUGAAUCCGUCUUUAGCGUGUGUGUGUGGAAUAUUCCUGUUGCCUUAAAAUAAAUUUGUACAAGAAUACAGAAGAAAAAAUAUUUGUGACAUGUACUGUAUGGAACAUGUUACACUGAAAGUUAAAUUGUUACAUCAUUGGUGAAACAUAACUUUUUAAGUAAUAUAUUUUAUUGAUUUUUGAAAGACUGCAGUAAUGAACUUCUAAGUGAUGUCAAUUUCAUCUAUUUUGUUUGGCUCUGGACUUCCUGUUUGGUGCUGAAAUUGGUCCCACAUGGGAGUCUUAACACCACUAUAGUCCGAGCAUUAUAUAAGACAGCCCUGUGCAUAAUUACCUUGCUGGUGAUGCCAAUCACCAGCAUAAGCUGAAUAGCGCCCUCUGCAGUUGCAGACACAAAAGACAGCCCUGUGCAUAACUACACUUGCUGCUAAAUUAGCUUGUUACAAAGUCUACAAAGAGUUUUAUCAAAAUGUUCUAUUGAAAUGUCAUAUUGAUUUUAGUCUGUACACAUAUUUUGUUAUAAAACUAAUUAACAUAUGUCAUCCCUCUGAGAGUCUAAAAAAAAUAUGUAAUUCUAUUAUACUUCUUUAAAAAAAAAACAAAAAAAAAAAUUUGAGGUAAAAAUAAUGGAAAAGUUGCAGUAGUUCAUUCUUUUUAAGAAUUGUCCGUUAUGCUUUUGUGUUCCUCUUGGGUACAGUCAGUUGUCCACACAUGGAAGCAGCCAUUUUGUUACAAACAAAAUUCGUUUUACAAACCCACUAGGAAUGGCUUCCUCUACUAUGUGUAAAUUAUUGUUUGGUUUUACUUUGAAUGAGAUUUUUGUGUUGGCACCCUUGUCCUUGGUGGGUGCUUUUGCUAUUUAAUUGAAAGUUUCCUUUUUUUUUCUUAGACAAGACAGAUCAAAUUAUCAAAAUGGCAGCUCCCAUCUGGAGGCAUAUAUAGAUAGUAUAUUGGACAGAAUAUAUUUACAAGUUUUCUGUACAUGAUGCAAUAUACCCAAUUUUUUUCAAUUGCAGGAGACAAUAAACUGUACUUCUAAUUAAA